AUGAUGUCCGGCGAGUAUAAUUUUAUGCGGGUCAUCGUGUCUUGGUCCGAGUCCAAUCCGAUCCAUAUACCUAUAUACGAGCAGACCGACCGAGGUGUGUACGUGGCGAAAGUGAAACCUCCGCGUGGGAGUCAGUCGUCAUCGUCCUUGGAAGGACGCGACGAAAAUCGUCCUGCAGACCUGCACGUCGACGCCAUCCUCGGGGAGACUUCGACGCAACGAAUAAUAUAUUAUUGA
Molecule: messenger RNA, 237 nt
Organism: Macrosiphum euphorbiae (potato aphid)
Lineage: Eukaryota; Metazoa; Arthropoda; Insecta; Hemiptera; Aphididae
Source: the annotation of a GenBank genome assembly